This is a messenger RNA of Serendipita indica DSM 11827, 921 nucleotides long. Lineage: Eukaryota; Fungi; Basidiomycota; Agaricomycetes; Sebacinales; Serendipitaceae. The record is from the annotation of a GenBank genome assembly.
AUGACCAAUGGUGGCGGAAAACCCGAAGAAGAGCGCUGCAGAGAGCUCUCGGAGCGACUCCAAUCCAAGAUUGAUCUUUCCAUGUUCGUCCAAUCACACACGGUUCUGUCGUCUCCAGUGUUGCCAUACCUCUCGCGGUAUCGUGACCGAGCUGUCAUGGUCUUGGGAGGCGUUGGGGACACUUGUCGAAAGAUUGCAGAGGGGUAUGGUUAUCAAAAUGUCGUGAUUCCUGCCGACGUGCUAGCCUGGAACCCAGAUUUAUGGCCGUUUUACAAACUCCGUGACGAGGAAAAGGCCUAUGUCCGACGUGACUUUGACUUCUCCACCACUCCUAUCGAAGCCGUAUUUGUCUUCCAUGACCCUCGAAACUGGGCAUUGGAUGUUCAGAUUACUCUCGACAUUCUCCGCUACGGAUCCAAAGGUCGACCAGCCUUUACUCGCUCUAACGAUACGCCUCAUUCCCACGUCCAUGCUGAUCCCCUGGACGCUGUCGAAUUGGUUUUCUGCAAUCCUGAUCUCAUCUGGCGAGGUGCGUAUUUUCGGCCGCGACUAGGCCAAGGUGCGUUUCGAGAAGCAUUCCAGGGCGUGUACAAGGCUUUGGAGCCGAAGCAGUAUCCAUACAAGCAGCUCGGAAAGCCAACCCGAGAGACAUAUCAUCACGCCGAAAGUCUUUUGCUUGAGCGGGCGCAAGAGAUAAGACGUUUUUCAGCCGCAGAAAUGCACAAUAUAUCAAAAAGAAACAUAUACAUGAUAGGGGAUAAUCCGGAAUCUGACAUUGCUGGCGCAAAUGCGGCAGGUUGGCAAUCCGUUCUUGUCCAUACGGGGGUAUAUUCACCGAGUGAUGGCGUUCCCACUCAUAAACCGACGUUUCAAGCGAGGGAUGUAGAAGAAGCCGUCCAUAAUGUCCUUUCCACUGCCUAG